Messenger RNA from Dermacentor andersoni, 1107 nucleotides. NCBI's taxonomy places the organism in Eukaryota, Metazoa, Arthropoda, Arachnida, Ixodida, Ixodidae. The record is from RefSeq and is a predicted model, not a curated record.
GGAUGUGUGGACGGGAGUCUAAUAGCCAUCGUUCGCCCUAAGAAGCUCGGCCCUGGCGAAACGGAAUCGUAUACUGGAGCCGUAAAGGGUAUUACGCCCUCAACUGCAUGGUCGUGUGUGAUGCAAAGCUGAAUAUCCUGGCAAUUGACCCACGGUUUCCGGGAUCGUGCCACGAUUCUUUCGUUUGGAGGCAUUCUGCAUUUCGCCGCCGCCUCACUCGUGGCCUGUUACUUCAUGGAGAAGUCUUGCUUGGGGACUCUGGGUACCCGCUAGAGCCAUGGAUCAUGACUCCUGUGCCUGGUCACCCAAAUUGCCUCACGGCAGAGGGGCGGUAUAAUGAGGCACACGCAUCAAUGCGAAAUGCCGUUGAGCGGUGCAUAGGAGUCGUCAAGAGCCGCUUCCGAUGCCUGCAGAGGUAUCGGGUGCUCCACUACUCGCCUCAGAAAGCAGCCACUAUUGUUGCAGCUUGUGCAGCGCUGCAUAACCUCUGCCUUGCAGCAGGCGUGCCUCUGCCAGACGACCCAGAUGACGACGGUGCACAUGACGACAGCGCACAGGAGCCAGCCCGGGCACAAGUGCCGCUUCAAGUACAGGUGCCACCGCAGGCGCACCCUGUACAGCCUUCUCGAGCUUUGUUUCAAAGAGGCCGUGCGGUGCGUGAAUCCAUAGUUGGUGUGUUUCGGCUGCCCAGAAAUUUCCGCAUUGCCUACCUGCAAAGUGUGCGCCGGCGCAUUCGCUGGCAAAUGAGGUGGAGACAUGUGCUGGUGUAACAUGUUUUAUUUUUAUUUUCAUGAAAGUAAAUAGGCCGUGCACUUCAACAUAACAGACUGCGUGGGCUCACAUGUGGCUAAUCAUAGUAUGCUGCAUACUGCAGUAGUGAAAAGCACAUGAUUUGUCUAUGUUGAGCAUGACAGAUACACAUGCAGUGACAAAUAACCAUGUGCCAUUAUUUUACUCCUUUGCUUUGUUCACUGUGCUUUUGAAUAGUGUCUCGCCAGGGGAUUUUCUUUAAAUAAAGGUUAUUUCCAAGGUGAAUGGCAACCAAUCUUGCAUUGUUGAAUAUUGCUUUGCAAUGCCUAUUUUACUGUGCAGUAUGCAUUGUUCCAA